Messenger RNA from Drosophila santomea, 1831 nucleotides. RefSeq lists its product as uncharacterized. The transcript has 5 exons. NCBI's taxonomy places the organism in Eukaryota, Metazoa, Arthropoda, Insecta, Diptera, Drosophilidae. Gene Ontology annotation, cellular component: extracellular region. Bases 939 to 1361 code for a protein of 140 amino acids. Gene Ontology annotation, molecular function: chitin binding. The record is from RefSeq and is a predicted model, not a curated record.
CAUUGGCCAAAACAGCCACGGCAAACAAGUAAAGACAAUUCCAAACGAAACACUUUUCAUUUCGCGCCUGCCUUUGCACAGUUUCUUCUGACUUUGCUGACUUUUGUGACUUUACUGACUUUGUUUGGCUUUGUUUUGGCCUGGCUUUUUUGCGGACCAAGUCAAGUGUUUGGGCCCAAGUCUUUGGGCCGUUUUAUUCGUUCAACGGGCGCUUGAGCGAACGGUUGUUGCUUUGUCUUUUAGCUUUGGCUUUGUAUCUUUGCAUCCGACGGAUACGCGAUUCGAUUUGAGCUGUGCCGCGACUUUCAGUGUGUGUGCGUGUGAAGAAAGAGCUAUAUUUAUAUAUAUACAUAUAUAUAUAUAUAUAUAUAAAAUAUAUUUUGUUGCCGUUUUCUGGCUGGUGAAAUAGCCAUAGCAAUCCGCCAUCGUAAUAGCAAUAGUUUUUCCAGUGUUCAUUACAUAAAGUAUCAACGCCAAAAUUAAAAUAAUAUCUCUGUAUAUACAUACGCAUGCCCAGCGAGAAAAUCUUAUGCAAAUGCGUUUUUAAAAAUAAUUAAGCCAGCCAGCCUCGAGAUUUGGCAAGAAAGUCGUUUGCAGUGCCUCAGUGAUUUGGGAUUUCUCGCAUUUAAUUCGGAAUUUAAUUCGGACUUCGUAUUUCGGAUAUUUGGAUACUCAGCUCUGAAUCAAGCUCCCCGUUUUAGCCAUGUGCCGGCCAUAAACCGAAGACACGCUUCCUAAUUGAAAACAGAGCCAGCUAAAUGGACGCGUAGCAAGAGGCCACAAGAGCGAGCGAGAGGGCGUGUGUGUGAGACAGAGAGAGAGAGAGAGACGAUCGUGAUUUGGAUUUUCAGCGUGAUAUCAAAACGGAGCGGACAGCGGUCGAGUGGUCAGGAAAAAGAACAACAACAACAAAAAACAAAAACAAAAUCCACGCCAAAAUGUCCAACGCCACAAAAAUGGUUUACAGUUAUAGAAUUUUAUGGCUUUCCGGCGUUUUACUAGGUCCUAUUUUGCUGGCCGCCAUUGCUGUUCAGGGCCAAGAGCCUGCCAGUCCAGUAUUUCAAAAUCACAAGACGAAGGAAUGGACGAAUUUAGAUAAUAUAACAUUCUCAUUCGAUUGCAAGAGGCGUUCGGUGGGCUUCUAUGCCGACAUGGAGUACAAUUGCCAGAUCUUUCACAUGUGCGACGAGGAGGGCAAUCGCAUUCCCCAUCUGUGCGCCAAUGAGACGAGCUUUAACCAGGAGUACAGAAUCUGUGAUUGGGACUACAACUUUAACUGCACAGAGUCACCCAAAUGGUUCUACCUGAACGAACUGACCUAUGCCACAGAUCCGCCAGAUGAAGACGACGAGGAUUACUGAACGAUUUGCACUUAAUUAAAUAUUUAUUGUGUCUCCAAAUGCAAAAACAAACUAAUUAAAUUAAACGCCGUAUGCAAAAACGAUGAGUAAUUGUAACUGAAAAGAAGAAAAAUAGAAAAAAAGGAAAAAAGUGUGAAAAUCAGUAAAAUUCCAUCCAAAUGAGAUAAUAUAAUUUAAGCGCCUUGUUGACGAUUUUGUUGAGUUUCGUUUUGUACUUUUGUAUUGUAGUCUAAUUAAUUGAGUCGUGCGACAGGAGUCGUGUUGUGUGUAUAUACUGUAUAUAGAGAUGGUUCCCAGUUCCAUUUCCAUUUCCAUUCAAAUUUCAAAUCCAUUCUAUAACUAGAAAUUUCCAUUCGAUACACCCGGAACAAACUCGGAUGGGUCCGCCACAUUAUUGUAUAAUUUACAAAUAAUCCUUCGUAUUUGUAAGCAAUCUUAAAACGAAAUAAUAAAAACAAAUCAAAUUGCUA